AUGGCGAACAAGGAAAAGCCGAUUAAGCAUCUUGUGCUCGACACUGGCGCAAUAAUUGCAAAUGCCGGUCUCCACGUGAGUUCUCAUUUUCAUUUUCAGUACGGUUAAUCCAUGCAGAUAUUGAUUGCAGAAUCUUGCCGACAACUAUUAUGCACCGCCUCAAAUCCUUGAGGAAUUGCGUUCAUCCAAAGCGCAAAAAGUUUGGAACACUCUUCCGUUCGAGGUUAUUCUCCGGGAGCCAACACAAGCUGCUCUGCGAGCGGUUAUCGAUGCCUCGAAGCAGACUGGAGACUUUCAAUCGCUUUCCAUGGUCGACAUCAAAAUGAUCGCAUUGACGUACGAUCUGCAUGCGCAGUAUGUCAGUGAGAAAGAGACAGUUGCGACGACGGAUGACGAAAACAGGAAGAUCAUUGAAGAGCUGAGCGGAAAGAUUGAACAAACAAAGAUCUGUGAGGAAGAGAGUGAGCAGAAAGAAGAGAAUGACGAUUCGGCAGUCGGAGAAGAUGCGUCGGCAUCAGAAGAAGAAGAGUCUGAAAGCGACAACGAAGACGGAUGGAUCACAAUGGAUAAUAUCGAGGAGACGCUGAAGAAGCUGGGUGGAUUCGAAAUCGAGGAGAACAUGCUCGUCGGCUGUCUCACCACUGACUUCGCCCUUCAGAACGUGCUACUCACCAUGAACCUGAGCCUCGUCUCGCUGUGCGGCUACAGAAUCCGCAAACUCAAAUCGUUCGUUCUCCGCUGCAGAACUUGCUUCACAACAACAAGUGUCAUGACGAAAGAGUUCUGUCCGGCUUGCGGUCACAAGACUCUGCACAAGGUGAGUAAUGGAACGAUUGAGCCUAUCUUGCUCUUUUCCGAGUGUAGUCUAUUGCGAAAUGUAUUUGACCGUCUGCCAACAAAAAAAACAUUUCCAAUACAAUUCCAUGUGAUCUCGUGAUUGAAAAACGGGGCCCAAUGUCUUCCCUCCGUUCUUCUUAUACGCAUAACCGCUGAUUAUCUUUUCAAAACAAACGUUAUUCUUCUUUUGGUACUUAGUUAUUUGUUCAAUUCAUUUUCAUUGACAACCAGCUGUUGGGCACAAGAAAAUUGAUAUUUCAUCAUCGCAUUUCAAUCAACGUCGAAUGUUUUCAGUGCGCCGUUUCCGUGGAUGAGAACGGAGAACAGCACUUGCACAUCAACUGGAACCGCCUCGCAAAUCGACGUGGACUCGUCUACACUCUGGCCACUCCGAAGGGCGGAAAGCACGCCGUCAACGAACGUCUCUUCGAAGAUCAGCCGAUGCCGCACAUGCGAAUGGCCAAGGUGCACACGGAUCCGUUGGCCGACGGACCAUUCUCGAUUCAUGACGUCACUUCCAAGUAGGUUCCUAGAAAAACUCCUGUCCUGACUCAUUUGUUGAUACAUAUUCGUCGUUUUCCUCUUCUUUCUGGGCAUUAUUAUGGCCGAGAGACGGCAGAAAGAAAGAAUCGACGCGCGCGGGGAAGUCUGGCCCCUCUCAACCACCAACGCUCUCUCGUGUUUCUGCCGUCUCGCACCUUCUGAAACAACUCGUGUCGGCUGAUAUGCUGGCCAGCGCACAUUUCCAUUGCCUUCUUUUUCAGAUCGGCCAUGCUCGGUGUUCGGACGAUCAAUAACCGGGCGAAACAGAGUCGCAACCGGAACGAGGCGAAACGUGGCGGCAGAAGGAAGUGA
Messenger RNA from Caenorhabditis sp. 36 PRJEB53466, 1692 nucleotides. NCBI's taxonomy places the organism in Eukaryota, Metazoa, Nematoda, Chromadorea, Rhabditida, Rhabditidae. The record is from the annotation of a GenBank genome assembly.